Molecule: messenger RNA, 1574 nt
Organism: Drosophila suzukii
Lineage: Eukaryota; Metazoa; Arthropoda; Insecta; Diptera; Drosophilidae
Source: RefSeq, a predicted model, not a curated record
CACUCAAAAAAUUUUCUUAUCACCGAUAUAUUUUCAAAUAAUUUUACUAGUUUUAAAUUGUCCGUUUCAAUAGGUUAUUUCGAAAUUGCUGACGCGCAUAUGUAUAGUAAAUAGUGUGGUUCUAUUCAUGUUACCAAAUGCUAUCGAUGUCUUGAGCUAAGAAACUGCUUUUGACUCGAUAUAUUAGUGUUGCUACAUAUAAAAAAAGUGAGCAUUGUCUGGAUUUAGCUUAAAAACAAAACUGCCGUCAUCAUGUCAAUGUCGAAGACCACGAACACCUACAAUCGGCAAAACUGGGAGGACGCCGAGUUUCCCAUUCUGUGCCAGACUUGCCUAGGCGACAAUCCAUACGUGCGGAUGAUUAAGGAGCGCUUCGGCAAGGAAUGCAAAAUCUGCACACGCCCGUUCACUAUAUUUCGAUGGUGUCCUGGCGCCCGGAUGCGCUUCAAAAAGACGGAGAUUUGCCAAACAUGUGCGCGCCUAAAGAACGUGUGUCAGACAUGCCUUUUGGAUCUGGAGUACGGGUUACCCAUUCAGGUGCGCGACGCGGCCCUUAAAGUAGCAGACAAUAUGCCGCAGAGCGACGUGAACAAGGAGUACUACAUCCAAAACAUAGACGCCCAGUUGCAAGACGGUGAUGGCACAGAGGCAGCCGGGGCAGUCGGCCGAUCUCUCGCCGCCAACGAGAUGCUGUCCAAGCUAGCGCGCACGGCACCGUACUACAAGCGAAACAGACCACACAUAUGCUCUUUCUGGGUGAAGGGAGAGUGCAAGCGAGGGGAGGAGUGUCCCUACCGCCACGACAAGCCCAACGAGCCCGACGAUCCGCUGUGCGAGCAGAACAUCAAGGACAGGUACUACGGACGCAACGACCCAGUGGCCGAAAAGAUAAUGAAGCGGGCAGCGUCGCUCCCCACGCUCGAGCCGCCGGAGGAUCGAAAUAUCACUACUCUGUACGUGGGAAACCUUCCUGAGGAGAUUACUGAGCCAGAACUGCGAGAUCAGUUCUACCAGUUCGGCGAAAUCAGGUCCAUUGCCCUGGUGCCACGCCAGCAGUGCGGUUUUGUGCAGUACACCAAAAGGAACGCCGCCGAGCUGGCCGCCGAGCGAACUUUUAACAAACUGGUGAUCCAAGGCCGGAAGGUGAGCAUUAAGUGGGCCCACUCCCAGGCAAAACAGAGCACCGUCGCAAAGACAGACCGGCGCUUCGACGUGGCUGGCAUUCCGCCGCCCAGUGCGAAGCCAAACGACUACUUUAAUCUACGACAAGAGCAGAUCAACGUCAUGCCCGCCGGCAUGAAGCUGCACCAGCUGCCAUCCAACUUGGUUCCGGCAUCAGCAUACCAGUUGUACAGCCAGCCGACAUACGCAGCGCCUUACGGCAAUGCCAGUACCACAGCGGCAUCUAGCUCGAGUGUGAGUCUUGACUCUAUAUCCGUUCCUCAACCGCCUGGCCAAGUACCCUACCCUAGUCAGGACGCUAGCAGGAUGGGGGCAGUGAAAAAAUAAAAUGUUCUAUGGUUCCGCUUUAAAGCUUUUUUUAAUAUAAACCAAUAAAAACAAUUACAACGGGA